Chrysoperla carnea is the source of this 1353-nucleotide messenger RNA. RefSeq names its product protein singed wings 2 (gene swi2). Gene Ontology annotation, cellular component: extracellular matrix. NCBI's taxonomy places the organism in Eukaryota, Metazoa, Arthropoda, Insecta, Neuroptera, Chrysopidae. The record is from RefSeq and is a predicted model, not a curated record. Bases 25 to 1353 code for a protein of 442 amino acids. The transcript is spliced from 9 exons.
UUAAAAUAUUAUUUUAAAUAAUUUAUGUUAUAUAAAGUACUAUUUUAUGGAUUAACAAUGAAGUAUUUUCAUAUCAGCUAUAUACUAUUAAUUACAUCUGUGAUAAUAUUUAAUACAUACGAAGAAAAUAUAGAAGAUAAUAAGAAAAGUGAUAAUUUCAUUUGUAAUAGGACUGAUGAAAGCAUUCCAUGCGAUAACGACAAAAAAUCAAUUUGUUAUAAUGUGAUUUGUGGCUUAGAAGAUUUUCCAUUUCAGAAUGAUUCCGUUCAAUUUUUAACAAUAUGCAAUUGGCCUCAUAAAUCAUUUGAUUUAAAUAUUAUUGAAUUUCGAAAUCUAAGUUUACAUGAAGUUAAAAAUGAACAAUUCCACAAUAUCAUCCAUAAUUCAAUUCAAAAAUUCGAUUUACGAGGAAAUCAUUUAGAAAUUAUUGACAAAAAAUUUAUCGACUCAUUUCAUAAAUUGGAACACAUAUAUUUAUCAGGAAAUAGUUAUUUAUGCUCCGAAAAAAUGUUGGAUGACUAUGAAUGGUUGUUAAAUAACAGUAAAAAAAUUCAAGAUUUACAACAAAUUAGCUGUGGAACAAAUACCAGCAAUGCGUAUUAUGGUAAACCAAUUUUACCUAUACUACAAUUUAUAAAGGCUGCUCAAAAUGAAUGUCCUACUAAAUGUUCCUGUAAGGUGACAUACGUAAUGCAACAUCCCGAGACAGGAUUAACACCGUUUGUAGCUGUUAAUUGCACAAAUAUUGGAUUAAAAGAUUUACCUACGAAUUUACCAAUUAACACAACAAUUUUACAUUUAGAAAAAAACGAAAUUACAAAUCUAACAGCAUUAACGGAAAACAAAAUCUAUAUGAACAUAAGUGACCUUUAUUUAGAUGAUAAUUCAAUAUCCACAAUCGAUGUAUUAGAAGGAACAGAUUGGCUAAAUAAAUUUAGAAUAUUGAGUUUAAGAGGAAAUCAAUUACAUUUUGUUAAGACGUAUAUUUUGGAAAAUGCAUUUGAGAAAAAUAUUUACAUUUCACGAUUACAUUUGGGCAAUAAUCCCUGGAUUUGUGAAUGUCAUUUUAUUCCAGUAUUUCAAGAAUUAUUGAGAAAAUAUUCAACUGUGAUCACGGAUCAAGACAUGACAUGUAUGCUUGAAGAAAAAAGGAAAAUCAUCUAUAAACCGAUUUUGUCGUUAUCCAGAAUUGAUUUGUGUAAAAUUCCAAACACAUUUAAAUUAGAACCAUUAGAUAUUUUAAAUAUUGUUUUGGCUAGUUUAAUUGUAAUAAUUUUAGGUAAAUUGGCUUACGAUUAUUAUUCAUUUAAAAAUAGUGGGAAAUUACCAUGGAUUGUACUUAAAAUGCCAUAA